AAUUUCUAGGGUUUUAAAAAAGGGGCACACACCCCUAGCCCAGCCUAUUCAUCCCACACCCAAUAUCCUUCAAUAUCUAUCCAUAUAUAAAUAUAUAUAGAUGUGUGUGUGUCUCUAACUAUAUAUAUAGUUGAGAUAGAAUUGGCAGAAUUAAGAUCAUAUCGAUAUCUAUAUAUAUAUAUAUAGCUGAUCGAGAAUUAUUGGCAGAAUUAAAAUUGGAUGGAUGAAUCAAAGAUUAUUAGUUCGAGUGGAGGAGGAGGAGGAAGAGGAAGAGAAUCAAUGGUGGCGAUUCGAGCAGGUUUCAACAAAGUGAAGCCUUACGUGGCAAUGAUCUCUCUGCAGUUUGGGUAUGCUGGAAUGUUCAUCAUCACCCUUGUUUCUUUGAACCGUGGAUUCAGCCAUUGGAUUUUCGUCGUCUAUCGCCACGCUGUUGCCACCAUCGUCAUCGCCCCUUUCGCCUAUUUUCUUGAAAAGAAAGUGAGGCCCCAGAUGACAAAAUCCAUCUUCUUCAAGAUUACAGUUCUUGGGUUCUUGGAGCCAGUGCUGGAUCAGAACCUGUACUGUGUUGGACUGCAAUACACCUCAGCAACCUUUGCAUCAGCUAUGACUAAUGUUCUUCCUGCUGUCACCUUCAUAAUGGCUCUCAUUUUCAGGCUGGAAAAGGUUAAUUUGAAAAAGAUGCACAGCAUCGCCAAGGUGAUUGGCACACUAAUAACAGUGAGUGGGGCAAUGCUUAUGACACUCUACAAGGGCCCCAUCAUCGACAUCUUCUGGUAUUCCCACGGCAGCGGCCACCGCAGCGCCACCGUCUCCGCCGCCGCCAAUCAACACUGGCUCCCCGGCACCUUUAUUUUCCUCAGCUGUAUCAUCGGCUGGUCCACCUUCUUCAUCUUGCAAAAUCACACCCUGAAGGAGUAUCCGGCGGAGCUGUCUCUGACGUCGUUAGUAUGCCUGACCGGAACGAUCCAAGGCGCCGUCGUGGCGGUGAUCAUGGAGAGACGAAAGAGUGCUUGGGCUAUUGGCUUUGAUUCAAGGCUGCUUGCAGCUACUUACUCUGGCAUUGUCUGCUCAGGAAUGGCGUAUUACUUGCAGGGAGUAGUGAACAGGGUUCAAGGCCCUGUUUUCGUGACGGCAUUUAGCCCUCUCAUAAUGAUCAUCACUGCUGUCCUAGGAGCCAUUGUCUUGUCGGAACAACUUCAUCUCGGAAGCUUAAUUGGAGGAAUCAUUAUAGUUUGUGGGCUGUAUUGUGUGGUUUGGGGGAAGUGCAAAGACAACAAUAACGCUAAGCUCUCAUGUGAAGAAGAAGAAGAAGACAACAACAAAGCCCAAGAACUGCCUGUAGUGGACAAACCGGCUAUGGAGGGCAAUCCUGAACCACUCACUCAGAAAUCUAACAAGAAAUCAUUUCAGAUGGAAGACCCUUGACUUGAUGAACAAUUAGAAGAACAGAUUACCAAUCUUCCCUCCUUCAUAAAUCUCUUUCUUGUAUAACUGAACAGUGGCAUGUGCUACAAUAAUACCCUUUAUCUGAUCUGAUCUGAUGUUCAAUCAAAAUGAAUGCUUACAUACUUUAUAUAAGAUGGAAACUUGGGACAUAUUUUCUUACCAGGAUAGGAUAGGGGGUGAGGCCAAGAAUUGGGCUU
This is a messenger RNA of Andrographis paniculata, 1643 nucleotides long. Its product is annotated as WAT1-related protein At1g44800-like. The transcript has 7 exons. NCBI's taxonomy places the organism in Eukaryota, Viridiplantae, Streptophyta, Magnoliopsida, Lamiales, Acanthaceae. The record is from RefSeq and is a predicted model, not a curated record. Gene Ontology annotation, cellular component: plasma membrane. Gene Ontology annotation, molecular function: transmembrane transporter activity. Bases 220 to 1425 code for a protein of 401 amino acids.